Messenger RNA from Colletotrichum destructivum, 2244 nucleotides. RefSeq lists its product as uncharacterized. The record is from RefSeq and is a predicted model, not a curated record. The coding region runs from base 1 to 411 and encodes 136 amino acids. The transcript has a single exon. Lineage: Eukaryota; Fungi; Ascomycota; Sordariomycetes; Glomerellales; Glomerellaceae.
AUGGCUUCUCCCUCGGCCUGGGGAGGGGAGUGGAGCGCAGGACCAGCAGCAGCAGCCAGAGAUUGUGUUAUCGCCGAGAUCGCGCAGAGCGUUCCACGGUCAAGUCGCGUCUGCGCCAUAGACUUUUUUGCGCAGCCGCCGAGGUCCAGGCAAGUCGCGGUGUCACAUGGUUCUUUGCAGGCUCGGCUCACGAGCCCGCAGAAGAUCGGCGGGUUUCCCGGGCUCUGCUUUGGAACGGCGCAAGUCGGCCAAGCGCCGAGGACGCCGAGGGCUGAGACAUCGCACCUCGGCGAUAUCCCGGGGGUGUCCGGGUUCUUUCACGGACUUGGUGUUUUUGACACCGUUGAUCCCAGGUCUUUUGUAGCACCACAAAGUACGUUUAACAAGAGAAUGGUUCUAUGCAUAUCGUAAAGCUACCCAUGCCGCCGCUGCAGGGAACAGAGUAACCUUGGGAGAAUUCGACAUUGGCCAACUGGUACGAGGUAGGUUCCGAUUCGGCUGACGGAAAAGCGUUCCGAAAGCGAAGUCGUUCCGAGGAAAGCGACAGUGGGACCGACCCGCCGGGCCACCGAUGACACCUGUCAGACGGCCCUGUCAGCGGGAAGCGGCAAACCACAGCGUCUUGCCGUACAACGUCUUACAGCAUUACUGUUGUAUGUGUUUGCAGGUGAUUUUAAAGUGAAGGAUUCAUCCUCUGAUUUUCACUGGGCGAAUGCCGUACAAUCACGGCACGAGAGUCUUCAGAUAUCGUGCCCAAAUUCAACGCGGGGAGACCAUCACGUCCAAGUCUCAACUAGAAUCGAUUUGCGCCUUCAGUCUCACACCUGUCAACGUCGACAUCGACUGAAUGACAUUGGCAUAUCGCAGGUCCGCUAAUGCAAUGAGAGGUGAAGAGCACCAGCGCCGAACUCGUGGAAAGAAAACGAAAUCUUCCACCGUCUUGCACUGGUACAAGCACAGAAUUCCGAGGGUACAGCGAGCACCACAAACAGUGUUUCUUGAAGUUUCCGCCAAAGGGUCUCACCUGAGGAGAGAUGAGAUGCCCGCCCAGGGGUUGCCGCAGACAGCCUAGGGUGAUUUACGUACCAGGCAAAGCUGAUUGUGACAACAGCUCUUAUAAGGAGUCGUUUCCGUCGGGCACCCUUGGCGGAAGCCACAGGGUCGUGGUUUGCCGCAGUGCUCGCGGUGUUGAUCCGCUUACCGUCGCGAAUUUGCGGACGAGUCUCACAGCCGUCCUGGUCUGGGUACGCAAUUGACAGAAGGAGAAGGCAACAUCUUUGGAAAACCCGUUGCCAACUCUAUAAAGAGAUGAGGUAAUCAAAGUCAGUAACAUAUUUGUAACACGAGGGUUGGGGGAGGUCGACGGUCGCCUAUGAUACCUGGAUGCAUUUUCUGUCUAGACUGUGAUCGCAUGUUUCUCCUCCAAGUAGACGAAAAGGAGAACCAUGGCAGACGAACCGGACGUAUCCACGCCCUCGUCGUCCACAGCACCCCCGAAAUCCUACGAAACACGACACUCGCGACACGCAAUACGCGAUGCUCGAAACGGUUGAUGGACAAGCGGGAAGGCCUGGACGAACGUGGCAAACUCUCCGCAACGGGAGAGGGCAACGUCACACCCGCAUCCGACCCGGGCCCGAACGUCGUAGUCGUUGUCGUCGUCUGUCCACAAGGCGAGGAGGGGACGUGAUUGUGAGCAAACAUGAGUCUACUUCACCGCCGCGUUGCAUUCGUGAUUCAUCGUCGCAUACGCAUCUGUGAAUCACAGCAGACGUCCGUCAGUCUUGGGGUUGUUUUAAAAAGGGGGACCCAUUUUCGUCGUGGGGAGCAGGCCUCAUUGAUGACAAGCUCGAAAUCCCAUUUAAGAUAUCGUUUUCUCUCUGUACUAGCAGUAAGAGUCCCAAGGACCCCUAGCCUCCUGCUCGAAAUCCCAUGUAUGUCGAUUUUUAGUGCCCGAAGACGAGCAUAUUUAUCAUCAACAACCUCAUACCAAUACUUUCAGUUCAAGCCGUAGACGCCUCACCUCCGGAAAAUCCGCCCAACAUGCACCUCGCAAAGCCCCUUUUCCUCCUCUCCCUCCUCGCACUCGCGGCAGCAACGCCGACACCCACCUCAACCCCACCCGCGGACGGCGACAGCGACGACGAAGUCUUCUGCCCGGGGGAUACCAUCGCCUGUGGUCCCUUCUGCGUCCAAGCUACCCAUCGUUGCUGCAACGAGCCCCUCACCCCCGACUUCUGGUCC